UAUGUCGCAUGAUCGAUUUGUAGGCGAUUUGAGGUUAUGUUUACCGUACUUACUCUCCUCAGUAUUCAUUUACUAACUCAUCAUAUUUAAUAAUUUGAAGAUUUUCGUAUUUUCAUUCUUAAUGGUUCAAUAGGAUCCAACAUAAAUUUGAAUAAUAGAAGAAGAUCUCUAACAUGAGUAAUAGCGACAGUGAUCAAGAUGAAAGAACCACCAUCAGGGAGGAAUUAUCAUCAUUAUCGUUUGAAGAACUUCAAAAACUAAAGGAACGCAUUGGAGCCAAACUGUAUAAGGAGGCCUUAUUUGGAAAGGAUGACAGUAAGAAGGACAACAGCCCAAAAGUUUUUAAAAGAGAAAAUAAAAAUAGGCCCCGAGAAAUGAGUUCAAAAAAGCCUGUUCCAAUGCUCCUUGAUGUUCCGAAGGUGAAGAAGAGGGAAGUGAGAGAUCCCAGAUUUGAUCCUUUAUGUGGGGAAUUUGACAAGAAACAAUUCUCCGAAAACUACAACUUUCUAUCUGAGAUGCGCAUUAAAGACAUCAAGGCAAUCCGUGCGGAAUUAAAAGAGACUUCGGACCCAGAGAAACAGAAGCAACUGCGACGGCUGCUGCAGAGGUUGAACGACCAGCACAAGGCGACGAGGAGGAAGAAGAUUGAGGAUGUUGAGGCAGCAAUGGAGAAGAAACAAGUUGAGCAACAAUUUAAGGAGGGAAGGCAGCCUCAUUUCAAGAAUAAAUCUGAACGUCGUGUAGAAGCCCUCGUAAAACAAUAUGAGGAGCUUAAGAAGGAAGGAGCGGGCAGGAUUCAGAGGCACCUGAAACGGAGGCAGCAGAAGCUGAAGAAAAGAUCCCACAAGGCGCCCACCGGGGUCAGCUGAUUAUGCCCCUAUUUUUUAUAAGUUAAGUUUUUUGCAU
Messenger RNA from Amyelois transitella, 906 nucleotides. RefSeq names its product ribosomal RNA processing protein 36 homolog. The coding region runs from base 174 to 869 and encodes 231 amino acids. Gene Ontology annotation, cellular component: 90S preribosome; nucleolus. The record is from RefSeq and is a predicted model, not a curated record. The transcript has 4 exons. NCBI's taxonomy places the organism in Eukaryota, Metazoa, Arthropoda, Insecta, Lepidoptera, Pyralidae. Gene Ontology annotation, biological process: maturation of SSU-rRNA from tricistronic rRNA transcript (SSU-rRNA, 5.8S rRNA, LSU-rRNA).